Anguilla rostrata (American eel) is the source of this 3846-nucleotide messenger RNA. Its product is annotated as pre-mRNA-splicing factor CWC22 homolog. Bases 1894 to 2226 code for a protein of 110 amino acids. The transcript has 5 exons. Lineage: Eukaryota; Metazoa; Chordata; Actinopteri; Anguilliformes; Anguillidae. The record is from RefSeq and is a predicted model, not a curated record.
GAUGCUGUUUCAGAUGAUUUUGAUAUUGUAAAUGGUAUUCCACAAGGUAGUGCUAUUAGCCCUAUUCUGUUUAACAUUAUGAUAAAUGAUAUUUUUAUGAAUGUUGGUAGAGAUAUUGGGUCAUCGCUUUAAGCAGAUGAUGGGGCUAUAUGGAAAAGAGGGGAAAAUAUUAGACAUGUGACUAAUAGCAUUGAGGGUGCUAUAUUGAAUGUUGAAAGAUGGUCAUAUGACUGGGGAUUUAAGAUGUCAGUUGCAAAGUCAUGCUACAUGUUCUUUACCAGAAAGAGAAGGAUAAAUAAUAUGCAGCUUAAAUUGUAUGGGCAAUGUAUGGAAAGGGUAACAGAGUUCAAAUAUCUAGGGUUAUGGUUUGAUGAGAAAUGUAUAUGGAGAACUCAUGUUAAACAUAUUGAAACAAAAUGUAGAUCAGGUUCUGGUAUUGAAUGGGGAGCAGAUAAACAAUCAUAACUGGACAUCUAUAGGGCCUUAAUACGAUCAUGUAUUGAUUAUGGGUGUAUGGUGUAUGGAGCAGCAGCUAAGAGUGUUUUGGGAAAAUUAGACAGAAUACAGUUCAGAGCUCUAAGACUUAGUGUUAGUGCAAUUAAAACAACUCCUACUAAUGCACUACUGGUGGAAACUGACAAAUUGCCAUUAUAUUUAAGAUGUUCAAAGUUGUCAUUGGCGUAUUGGGUUAAGUUAAAGGGAUCUGGAGUUGAACAACCUACAACAAAGGUGCUGUGUGAUUGUUGGGAAUAUUCACAAUUUAAAGGUAAAGAAUUUGGUUGGAAUAUUAAUACAACAGCAAAAGAAUAUGGCUUAAAUAGAUUAGAAUAUGGGCCAAAUAUUGUGUGGGGUAAUGUUCCUCCAUGGAUAUUACCAGUGCCCAAUGUGGACUUGCAACUUUUGGAGCAGAAGAGAGAAUGUAUUGAAAGGGAAGUGGAUAACAUUGGAUAUUUGGUUCAAGAUUAUGUGAAGAGGAAUUGUUAUAACUGUAUGCCAGUAUUUACUGAUGGAUCUAAAGAUCCAGGGAGUGGAUACCUGAGUUUGAUGUAGUCAUAUGCAAAAUAAUUAAUGAUAGAUUAUCUGUAUUUACAGCAGAAAUAGUUGCAAUAGUUGUCGUUUGUUCAGACUCUACUGCAGCUCUUAAUAGUUUGAAUUCAAAAGAAACAAUAAGAGAUGAUUUAUUGGUGGAAAUAUUUACGAUAAUGCUAAGAAUACAAAGAGUUGGAAUUGAUGUACAAUUUUGUUGGGUUCCUGCUCAUGGUGUGGAGGGUAAUGAGAAAGCAGAUGAGACUGCAAAGAGAGUGUUGAAAUUAAAUGACGAUGAAAUAAUGAAAGUUCCCUUUGGAAAAGGGGAGGCCAAAUCAUUAAUAAGAAAGGCAGUGAGUGAUUUGUGGCAGAAGAAGAGGGACAUAGAUAUCAAAGGGAGACACUAUUACAGUAUACAGAAACCCAUUAACGUGAAGGCUUUCAAAGGGAAGUGCAGAAGAGAGGAAGUGUUUUUUUUCAUGGUUAAUAUUUGGACAUAUUGGAUUAAAUUCAACUCUUUAUUUAAUGACAAAGUGUAUUUCAGAUAAAUGUGAUAUUUGUAACGUUCCCGAAAAUGUUGAGCAUGUCAUAAUGAGAUAUACUAAAUAUAAUUCAGAGAGGAACACUUUACGUGAUAACAUAUAUGAGCUAGAACGGGGAUGGAAUUUAGAAGGUAUUCUAGGGACGGGAGAGAAAAUGUGGGAGUGCUGCAAGGCUCCCCUUAUUUUCCUUAAAGAUACAGGAUUAUAUCGUAAAAUAUAGUUUUUCUAAAAAAAUGUGAUCUGAUGUAAAGCCCUGAUUUUACACACUCCGGUACAGUAGGUGGCGGUAUGCACCUAUACAUGUUGGUUUACGAUCCGCCAUUAAAUGAAGAAGAAGAAGAAGAAGAAGAAGAAGAAGAAGACGAAGAAGAAGAAGAAGAAGAAGAAGAAGAAGAAGAAGAAGAAGAAGAAGAAGAAGAAGAAGAGGAAAGGAAAGGAAAGGAAAGGAAAGGAAAGGAAAGGAAAGGAAAGGAAAGGAAAAGGAAAGGAAAGGAAAGGAAAGGAAAGGAAAGGAAAGGAAAAGAAAAGGAAAAGAAAAAAGAUGCCUGACUCGAAGCUUGGGGCUGUACAAUCCGUCGCACAAUCCAAACCAGAUCUCGGGGAAUUACCUUUCACAGCCAGUGGUAACCAGGACAAUGCAAGCCUCAAGGAAGGCUGAAGAGAGCCUAUCAGCAGACUGUUCUCUUCAUUUCCAAGAGACUGAACCUCUGCCUAAUGACCACUACUAUGCAUUGCCUGCAUCUGUCACUGGUCAAAAGGCCAGACUCAGUGAAGCCUCGGGUAGGGUGUAGAGUCUGGAGCGAGAGAUGAGGAACGCAAAGGACCGAGAAAGGAGGGCAAAGAACACAAUGCAUGAUCUUCUGGAGGAUCUGAGGGGGAAGAAUCUCAUAAAUGAAGAGCUGAAAGAAAGGCUUGAUUUCUACUCAGAGUUUCUUCCAUAGAGCUCCUGUCAAAACCGGACCACAAGUACACAAAAGACCAGAGGGAGUUUGCCCUCACUCUCCACCUACAUGGUCCAAAAGCAUAUAGCUAUCUGAGAGAGUCUCUCCAUCUUAACCUCCCACAUCCACAUACAUUGCAGAAGUUCUGUGGAUGCCAAGCCUGGCCUCAACAUGAUGAUGUUGGACAUGUUGAAAAGAAGACGAGAGGACGACCCUGCUAAAUGUGGAUGUGUGACUCAUGUUGGAUGCCAUGGCUAUCAAAAAACAUGUCCAGUACAGUCCUCAUACCCAGAAAAUGUCUGGAUUUGUGGACAUGGGGGAUGGAGUGAAUGAGACGGAUGUUGCCACUGAGGCUCUUGUUUUUAUGGUGGUUGGACUACAAGGCCAUUGGAAGGCUUCAAUUGCCUACUACCUGACCAAGUCUCUUAAAUUACACGGUGGCAACUCACCAAAAAAGCUGUGCAGAACAGUUUUGUUCCAAGGGUUUUAGCCAUACACAUAUAUAUAUGUAGACGCCGCAGUGGCCGCUGGACCGUACGUCAACGUCGCUGCCAUAUUGUUAAUGAAAUUUUGAUACGUCAGUCCGUUUCCAAUAUACAAAGGCCAAAAGGUGGCGCUACACAAGGACGUUUACAUUUUAGCCUGUAUGUCAGGAAUUCUUAAAAUUAAUUGCCUCAUGACAAAAUUUAAUCUGAGAAAAUAAACGGUUUGAUGUAUCUUAGUAUCUAAAGAAUUGUAACUUUCUUUUAUAACUUUCGGUAAGCAUGGUCUGUAGAUGUUUCACACUGAAUUUCAGAAGAAUCUGACAAACGGUCUCGGAUGAGAUGAUAAAAGUAGGUAUUUCGGACAGUGUGAAUAGGCAGGAAGACUAAGGUGUACGACAUCACAAUUGUUAGAUAUUUGUUAAUAGUUAUAAUUCAUUACCUUUAUUAUUCAUAUUUUUCUUAAGAAAUGUUUACGUUGCUUGGAGCCUUGGCAAUACAACAGUUUGAGUGCGUGAAUUCGGUAGGUCCGAUCAAGAAUGCUCCGUGGUGCUGCGGGUUGACCCCACAUCAUGACAUCCUGGAGGUCACCAGUUUUAAUCCCUACAUAUGCUUGGCUUUCUGAACAAUUUUUUUUUUUUUUUUAGAAAAGCAUAUGAUUUUUUCAAAUAUCGUCAAUUACCAAUUUUGUUGCUCCUUUUAAAAAAAAAUUGCAUUCGUGUUUUUGUGCCUCAUUCCCUUUGUGUUUCAAUUGUGUGUUUCACAAUAGGCAAAAUUUGUCUUUAUAUUUUGAAAUUAAAUAUGGCAUGUGAAAAAGUAUUUUUGUCUUGGUAAAAUAAAUAGACAUACAUAGUC